AUGGAAUUUUGGACACUCCCAAUUGAUGAAAAUCUGUCUUGGAACAGCUGUGUUGGUCUAAUAUCAGAUUCUUUUCAUAUGUUUUUUGACUGUACUGCUUUAUUGGCUGGAUUAGCAGCUUCAGUUAUUUCAAAAUGGAGGUCAAACGAUGCUUUCUCAUAUGGAUAUGUUCGAGCAGAAGUACUUGCUGGUUUUGUAAAUGGUUUAUUCCUCAUCUUUACAGCAUUCUUCAUUUUUUCUGAGGGUGUUGAGAGAGCACUUGAGCCUCCUGACGUGCAUCAUGAGAGACUUCUUCCUGUUUCUAUCCUAGGAUUCAUUGUAAAUCUUAUAGGAAUAUUUGUUUUUCAACAUGGAGGUCAUGGACAUUCACAUGGCUCUGGGCAUGAACACAGCCAUUCUCUAUUUAAUGGGGGUCUCAGCCAUGGACACAGUCACGGAGGUCAUGGUCACAGCCAUGAGCAUAAACAUGCCCAUGGACACACUCAUGAUCAUGGGCAUAGUCAUGGACACUCUCAUGAUGACCAUUCUCUUGAGGAGAUGGCUGGAUCCAGCAAACAGAUUUUACAAGGUGUAUUUCUACACAUUGUUGCAGACACACUUGGAAGUGUUGGUGUGAUCAUAUCUGCUAUAUUGAUGCAGAACUAUGGUCUCAUGAUAGCAGAUCCCAUUUGUUCAAUGCUUAUAGCACUACUUAUAGGUGUAAGUAUUGUUCCACUUUUGAAAGAAUCCAUUGGAAUCUUGAUGCAGCGAACACCUCCUUCCCUGGAAAAUGCCCUGCCUCAGUGCUACCAGAGGGUGAGCUCCUAGGCUGUUUUAGCUUCAGAUCAAGAUCCACAUUUCUGGACCCUCUGUACUGAUGUUUACGUAGGGACUUUGAAACUGUUAGUAGCUCCUGAUGCUGAUGGAAGGUGGAUUUUAAGCCAAACUCACAAUAUUUUUACUCAGGCGGGAGUAAGACAGCUUUACGUACAGAUUGAUGUUGCAGCCGUGUAG
This is a messenger RNA of Chaetura pelagica (chimney swift), 993 nucleotides long. It is a transcript of the gene SLC30A7, whose product is annotated as solute carrier family 30 (zinc transporter), member 7. NCBI's taxonomy places the organism in Eukaryota, Metazoa, Chordata, Aves, Apodiformes, Apodidae. Gene Ontology annotation, biological process: zinc ion transport; transmembrane transport; intracellular zinc ion homeostasis. The record is from RefSeq and is a predicted model, not a curated record. Gene Ontology annotation, cellular component: membrane; Golgi apparatus. Gene Ontology annotation, molecular function: zinc ion transmembrane transporter activity. The transcript has 11 exons.